Molecule: messenger RNA, 1011 nt
Organism: Chelonoidis abingdonii (Abingdon island giant tortoise)
Lineage: Eukaryota; Metazoa; Chordata; Testudines; Testudinidae
Source: RefSeq, a predicted model, not a curated record
AUGACGCCGGACGUUAGUGUAUCGGUUCCCUGGCAACGGGUUGAUGGUAUGGGCCCGAAGCGGCUGCUGCUCCCGCUCCUGCUAUUGCUGCAGCCGUGGUGGGGGGUUGGGACCCCCAGCCCGACCGCGGGGAUCGGCACCGGCCCUGCCACCGACGCUGGUAGCCUCGGCACGACUCCGGGGGGAAGUUCGGGCCCCGGAAGCCCCAGCCCAGAGGGAGGCAGCUCCGCGAAGCCGGAGGCCAGCACGGUUCCAGUCGUCCGGGGAGACUCAUCCGCUCCCGAAGCCUGUUUGCCCACCUGUAUCUGCAAUCUGCAUUCUGGAUCCUGUGACAUAAACUGCUGCUGUGAUACCGACUGUAACCUUGGCUGUGAUCUGGAGGACCCAAGGGCUGCCUUCUCCUUCUGUCUUCCAGGCAGCACCAGAGUUGUGAGUCAAGUGUGCGUGGAGAAGUCUCUUAUUUUCAGAAAUAAUACCCCUCAUCACACUGAAAUCGUCACUGACCCCAGCGGAUCUGAGUCUUUGUUCUGUGUGCAGCUAAGUGAUUCAAAGUUGAACUAUUUCCAGCAGCCGCAAAAAGUUAAAAAAUCAGAUUUCUCUGUGUUCUUGGCACAGUAUGGCGGAUCAUCAUUCAUUCCACCAUCACAAGACCUGCCAUCUUCCUCUGCGUUUUACCGGGCUGGUGAUCCAAUCCAGACCUACUUUGCUGCAUCAUCUGUACUGAGCACACUAAGACAGCCAGUGGGAAUGAGUGCCAAUGGAUUUUGUAUUGAUGGGAAUCCUGCUGGUUUCCUGGAGAGUAAAAGCACAAGCUGUACUCGGACCUUCACCAACCUGAGCAGCAGCUGCACCACUGAUCCUACCCUGGACGCAGCCUCAUAUUACCGUGACUUCACUAUACUAAAGGUGCAUAUCGUCUUCCCCACCCUCAGCAGCUUCUUGUACUGUGAUUUGACAUCCUAUUCUCCUGACUUCAGCACUGUUUUGCCACUGCCUUUUCAGCUAAUUUAG